AGUUUUUGUUUGUAAACAUUCUGGAUUUUGAGGAAGAACUUAACGGAGCGAUGGAGAAAGACCACAGCCCAAGCAAGAGGCCGUAUCAACGCCAUCCGUUACAGUGUCGUCUUUGUUUGUGUGAAUAUGAUAAAACUCAACUUUGUGAAAUCUUUGCCAAAGAUUCGCAACAGAAAGAAUCGAUUUUAGCCGCUGUUUCGGUCUAUCGACAGGAUCUCGUAACCCGCAUAUGUAUAAGCUGCCAAGAGAUUGUUCAACUAAUAAACACCUUCAGGGCGUUUUGUCAGCAAAGCGAAGUUUUGCUCGCCCAGCGAUGGUGCGUACUCGACUCGGACAACUGGGCUUGUCCCGAUAAUACAAUCAUUUUUCGGCAAGCAACGGAAUUGGUGCGACAGCACCUGCACCGAAUUGAAGCCUUCUCAAGUCAGAACGAUUGUAUAGAUAACAUCAAAAAAGGUCUGCUGGAGGUAGAAAAUUAUCCACAAGAGGAACAUUAUCUCGAGCCUUCCAUUGCUGACGCUGUUGAUGAGACGUCGGAAUUUUUGAAUGGGAAACAAGGGCAUACAGUUGAAUUGCUGUUAGAAACAGAACAAAGUGCAGAAUCGAGAAAAUAUGGCAUCAUCGAGGAAGUUAAUUUUGAGGAUUCUGAUUCGUGCCAGGACGAUGAACAAGGUCAUGAAACGCCCGAGAGGGCGAAAAGGGGUCGUGUGAAAUCCGCCAACAAGAGCGAUCGUCCGGAAAAAGUUAUCUGCUCCAUUUGUGGGGAACUGGUAUCACAGCAAGGACUCGAAGGGCACCUCAAUAGGCAUCUCGGAGUGCAACCAUUUGCCUGUGACAUUGAAGGAUGUGGAGCUAAACUGUACUCCAAAUUUGCUCUUCAGCAACACCGCAGCAGACAUAAGUCCACGAACCGGUACUACGACUGUGAGGUGUGUGGGAAACGCAUCAAGGGAACCGCUUACUGGUUGAUUCAUCGGAAAAUACACACCGAUGAACCCCGGUUUCAAUGUGACAUCUGUGGGAAGAAAUUUAGACGAAAAUGCAAACUAAAGGUACAUUCAACAGUUCACUCGGGGAUUGCGGAAUUCCCUUGUGAAAUAUGUGGGAAGUAUUUCACUGUGAAGCAUAACCUCACGGCACAUUAUAAGCUGCACAUGAAAAACGGCACGUAUCCUAAGGAUGCGGACUUCAUAAUGCAAUCGCAAAAGGUUCGACAAAUGCAAGAGUGAUAAAAUAACGCACUUUCUUAAUUAUGAGACGAUUCAAACAAAGAUUCAAUUACGAGGAUUGCUCAAACAGGAGAAACAAUGAAACGUUUCAUUUUUGAACCUUUAAUUUGGAAUGCGGAAAAUGCCGCGAAGUACAACUUGAACUGAAUAAACGUGAACAGAAUGUUCAGAAAUUCACGACAGUAUUUUGUGCUUGGAAUUGUAAUGAGUAACAAGAAUUGCUCCAACGUGGGAAUCUGGCUUCUCGUACGGAUAGAAAAAUGUUAUCAACUAGUUAUCAUGUUAAAAUUUCCAGGAAUUUGUCAUAUCUAUUGAAUAACAACAUCCAAAGAAGAAGCUUUGGAAAAGUU
Messenger RNA from Toxorhynchites rutilus septentrionalis, 1579 nucleotides. Its product is annotated as zinc finger protein 567-like. The record is from RefSeq and is a predicted model, not a curated record. Gene Ontology annotation, molecular function: zinc ion binding; RNA polymerase II cis-regulatory region sequence-specific DNA binding; DNA-binding transcription factor activity. The coding region runs from base 51 to 1229 and encodes 392 amino acids. NCBI's taxonomy places the organism in Eukaryota, Metazoa, Arthropoda, Insecta, Diptera, Culicidae. Gene Ontology annotation, cellular component: nucleus. The transcript has 3 exons. Gene Ontology annotation, biological process: regulation of transcription by RNA polymerase II.